Molecule: messenger RNA, 288 nt
Organism: Fusarium redolens
Lineage: Eukaryota; Fungi; Ascomycota; Sordariomycetes; Hypocreales; Nectriaceae
Exons: 4
Coding region: 1-288 (95 amino acids)
Source: RefSeq, a predicted model, not a curated record
AUGAAGUUCAACCUUGUCUUGAUCUCCGUCGCCGCUCUUGCAUCGCAGGCGUUCGCUAAAGGCCACGGUCUCUGCGCAUGCCAGAAGAAGACCAACGGCGCUACCAACGACGAUGCCACUCAGGCUUGCUGCAGCCGAGUCGGUGCUCAGCUCACUUCUGAUCGCCUUCCUGCUGAAGGUGGAAUCAAAUAUGCCGGUUACUACUGCCAGGGCACUGAUAUCAGCGGCGAUGCGUUCUAUAAGUGCUGCCGCAACAACGGUGGCGGGGACUCGACCUGCCCUGAAUAA